AACCCCCGUGUUUUCUUCACAGUGUGCCUCAGAUCCCAACUCCUCCGUGCCAUUUUUCUUGUCUUGGGUUUCAAUUGCUUUUCAACGUUCCAUUCUUUUGGUGAGAGAGAGAGAGAGAGAGAGGCCAUCACCCAUGCGAUUGUGCAUCAAGCAUCGACUGAACGUGCAAGGCGUAACAGACCCUGCUCUGGAUGGCGAAGUGUAUCAUCCCACAUAUGCCUGAGGACAUCCUGAGGACAUCCUGAGGCCAUGCUAGAAUGAUCUCCAUUGGGCCGAUAAGACACGGACCAUCCCUGAGAAGCACAGUCGCGAAUCUGGGACCAGAAAGAGGUAAGAAAGAAGAGUUCUGUCUCAACCCAGAUAGGUCUCGCAGCUGGGACCCUGGCUGCCCCCAGACCUUCCCAGGGGACUGUGGAGAGGGGUGCGUUGGUGGAACUGUGUACCGAUGUGACAUUUCAUGGAGAAUGGGGGUGAGCAGUCAGCAAAGAGAGGACUAUUUGCAAAGGUGUUAUCCCAGAGGGGACUCAGGAGGUGGAUCCUAGGCAGUGACAUCACUUUGCUCACAAUAGGCCCCAGGAAAGCUUGGAACUCCUGUAACCUGGCACCCAUGUUCUAGGAAGGUCCCAUACCAGGCUCACUUGCCUACAGACACAGAGACUUUAGGAUGUUCUCUUGUUGUUUUCCCAGGUACCGGGGCUCUGGAUGCCAGAAACCCCAGUGCGCAGGAUUACUCAGAGGUUGGAGAGGUUUCCUUCACCCACGCUGGCGAUGCCUCAGGAUGUUUUCCAGGACGUCACAUAAGGGUAUGAACAUCUCACCCAUGCCCGACAAUGAGAACCGCGAGGAAGGGACCAUCGAAGGAGGCUGGAUGCUACUGGUACAGCGAGUGGAGCACCUGGUACCUGCUGUCCUGGGUAGAGACCCCUCCUACCUCUUCACAUUCUUGAGCACGUACAGAGCUUUUGCUACCACCCAGCAGGUCCUGGAAAUACUGUUUAUGAGAUACGGAUGCUUCCAUUCGGAGGCUGAGGAGGAUGGCGGACCCCGGGAGCAGGAGAAACUGGCCAUCUCCUCCAUCCUGGGCACCUGGCUGGAUCACUACCCCGAGGAAUUUUUCCGGCCUCCAGACUUCACCAGCUUGAAGCUGCUGCGGGCGUAUGUGAGGGUCCACAUGCCGGGCUCCGAGCUGCAGCGCCGCGCCCGCCUUCUCUACUCAUGGCGGAAACACCCUUUGGCAGCAGCUCUAGAGCCCCGUCCAGACGUGCCUCGGGAGCGAGCCCCCGCUAUCUCUGUGGUGCCCACUGCAGCCUCGCAGCCCAGGCUGCCUGAAGCCACCAGUUCUCCUGGAGCUCAGCGCGUACGAGAAUCGGAGACCCUCACUGCCGCGUCCCCACCAGGGCAGGAGGAAUGGACCAUCGAAGGAGGCUGGAUGCUACUGGAACAGCGAGUGGAGCACCUGGUACCUGCUGUCCUGGGUAGAGACCCCUCCUACCUCUUCACAUUCUUGAGCACGUACAGAGCUUUUGCUACCACCCAGCAGGUCCUGGAAAUACUGUUUAUGAGAUACGGAUGCUUCCAUUCGGAGGCUGAGGAGGAUGGCGGACCCCGGGAGCAGGAGAAACUGGCCAUCUCCUCCAUCCUGGGCACCUGGCUGGAUCACUACCCCGAGGAAUUUUUCCGGCCUCCAGACUUCACCAGCUUGAAGCUGCUGCGGGCGUAUGUGAGGGUCCACAUGCCGGGCUCCGAGCUGCAGCGCCGCGCCCGCCUUCUCUACUCAUGGCGGAAACACCCUUUGGCAGCAGCUCUAGAGCCCCGUCCAGACGUGCCUCGGGAGCGAGCCCCCGCUAUCUCUGUGGUGCCCACUGCAGCCUCGCAGCCCAGGCUGCCUGAAGCCACCAGUUCUCCUGGAGCUCAGCGCGUACGAGAAUCGGAGACCCUCACUGCCGCGUCCCCACCAGGGCAGGAGGUACUCCCAACUCUGGCUGACAGUCAGGAGCUGGAAGAGCCACCUGCCCCUUUGGUGGCCCCAGAGCAUGAGCAGCCCCCAGCCCCAGCCGGCGGGGUCACGGAAGGGCUGGAGCAACCACCUCCUGCAGCUGAGCAACCAGCCUCAGCUCCCCAACAGCGGCUCAUGUCGGCUGCAGCCCCAAAGGAUGAAUUCCCUGACCUUGUCAUUGCGUUCUUUGUCGUUUUAGUAGUGGGUAUAGAGGUAUUUAGUGUCCUUAUGUACUAUUGGUUUAUACUUAAAACAUAAAUUAAGUGUCAAAAAAUUUACUCUGAUCCUGUGAAAUUACAACUUCAAGUGUCAGUACGUACAUUCGCAGGAUGUUACACCCGUGAGCACUAUGUACUCCUAGAACAUUUCCAUCACAGAGACACGUGGACUACUAAUCACCCACGGCUCAUUCCCUCACCCCAGUCUCUGCAACCAGCGAUCUCGGUUGCUGCUGCUUUAGCUCCUCUGGGAUUUCCAUGUGUGUGCAAACACACAACAUGGCCAUGGCCUGUUGUGUCUGGCUACAUGACAGGAGACUGAUUAAUAAUUGCUUAAAUAUUCAAUGGCACUCAUAUUUUUUAGGACAGAGGAAUAGUCCUCAAAGAACAAAGAUUAGGUGAAGCCCCCACUUGAAGUAUCUUCAUUAGCUGGCAUGGGGACCCUCUGAGGUUUGACACAAGAGCAGAAGCCAGAAGAGAAAUGUCUGGACCAGAGCGAAUACCUUGAAAAUCUUUCAUUUUCCUCGACUGGCCAUGGUGAUAUUGGUCUAACGUGCAUAUUAUAAAAACACCCAAAUGAAACCGUCAAUAUGCCAUUUACGCUAAUCUAUUAGGCAGUAAAGUAUAAAGUUCUGGAAGGUUUCCUACGGGUGACAUGUAUUCAGUAAAAUGAAGAUUUAAAUAAUGAGGACAGGCACCAAGGUGGCUCAAUGGGCGAGUUUCCGAGUCGAAUUUGGCUCAGGUCACGAUCUCAUGGUUCUU
This is a messenger RNA of Acinonyx jubatus (cheetah), 2976 nucleotides long. RefSeq lists its product as uncharacterized. The record is from RefSeq and is a predicted model, not a curated record. Lineage: Eukaryota; Metazoa; Chordata; Mammalia; Carnivora; Felidae. Bases 665 to 2254 code for a protein of 529 amino acids. The transcript is spliced from 10 exons.